Messenger RNA from Monoraphidium neglectum, 357 nucleotides. RefSeq lists its product as hypothetical. Gene Ontology annotation, biological process: mRNA splicing, via spliceosome. The transcript is spliced from 4 exons. The record is from RefSeq and is a predicted model, not a curated record. Gene Ontology annotation, cellular component: post-mRNA release spliceosomal complex. Lineage: Eukaryota; Viridiplantae; Chlorophyta; Chlorophyceae; Sphaeropleales; Selenastraceae. Bases 1 to 357 code for a protein of 118 amino acids.
AUGGCCAAGGCGCCCCUGUACUACAAGCAGGCCAUAGAGCAUGCGGAGAGCGAGUGGUCACAGCACCACGCCAAGCGCCUCAUAGACACAAAGACAAAGGGCCUGCGCGGCAGCGUGCCCCCGGGGUUCCCCUACUUCUACUUUGGCUACAGCGCGGGCUACCUCCAUGUGAUUGAUGACGAGAGCACCUUUGACCGCGAAUUCGGCCGCCAGGUGGCUGUCGGGCUGCUGCGGCUGCCGGCAGAGGAGAUGCACCGCAGGCAGCGCGCGGAGCCUCAGGCGGCGCAGGAGCGCGCGGCGGCGCAGUUCCGCGCCGCCUUUGACAAGUACGACUGGACCAAGGCCCUCGCAGGCUGA